Molecule: messenger RNA, 447 nt
Organism: Condylura cristata (star-nosed mole)
Lineage: Eukaryota; Metazoa; Chordata; Mammalia; Eulipotyphla; Talpidae
Gene: PLA2G1B
Product: phospholipase A2, group IB (pancreas)
Exons: 4
Coding region: 1-447 (148 amino acids)
Biological process (GO): lipid catabolic process; arachidonate secretion; positive regulation of fibroblast proliferation
Molecular function (GO): phospholipid binding; calcium ion binding; signaling receptor binding
Source: RefSeq, a predicted model, not a curated record
AUGAAGCUCCUUGUGCUAGCUGCUCUGCUCUCAGUGGCCUCUGUGGAGGGCAAGGCCGACUCCCGGUCAGUGCUGCAAUUCCGCAAAAUGAUCAAGUGCGUGAUCCCCGACAGUCACCCCGCUUUGGAUUUCGCUGACUACGGCUGCUACUGUGGCCUGGGUGGAUACGGCACCCCUGUGGAUGAACUGGACACGUGCUGCCAGACACACGACAACUGCUAUGAGCAAUCCAGGAAUGUGGAUGGCUGUCGAUUCCUCCUGGACAACCCUUACACCAGAUCCUACUCAUACUCUUGCUCUGGCACAGAGAUCACCUGCAACAGCAAAAACACUCCCUGCCAGGAAUUCCUCUGCAACUGUGACCGCACUGCUGCCAUCUGCUUUUCCAAGGCCCCAUAUAACAAAGAACACCAUAAUCUGGACCUCAAGAAGUACUGUAAGAAGUAA